ACAGCUGUUCGUACUGUAUUUUUGUUGUCUGCUGUGCAGACUGUGUCGCGUCCGCGUGUAUGUUUGUUGGUAUUUCAAUUUAAUUUUGUUUUUGACUGUAGUCGGCUGUCUUUUAAACUUCCAGCUUUAAACUAUUAUUUAGACUAUGCUUUUAUCAAAUUAAAUAGUAUUCUCUACCAAAAAUUGACUAGUCAAUUUCUUGUGAAAAAGUAUACUUGUUGAAUUGGAAUCUCUUCAGCAUCAAUAAUUAUAAGGAUGGGACAAGUAGGCUUCGAAGACUGUGAUACACCUUUAAAUACUCGUUUAUCUGCAAGAUAUAAAAGGAGUUUUGCGUACCCUUCAUUCAAAGAUAGAGUACCAGUUAUCCUGACAAAAGUAAUUGAUCAUCUAGUGAGAGAUAAGGAAUCGAUUAUAGCACAUUUUGGUGAGAAAGCUCGUGAAGAGGUGAAGAAGGUCAUAGGUUGUGUUUCACAAAUGAAAAAUGAAUUGCAGACCGAUAAGCCUUUGACAGAGCUCAGUUCAUUAGGGAGUGAUCAUGAACUUUGGAAUAGAAUUUUUAGAGAAAAAAGCAAAGAGUAUUCUCGUCCUCCUUCAUGGUUCCAGACUGAGUGGCUCUAUGCUGAAUGUUAUCUCUACAGGCGGCUUCAUGAAGCAUUUCUCCAAACAGAAGCCAUAAGACAUCUGGAUCCUUUCCAUUGGCAAAAAACUAAAGCACUUGAUAACUCACUAAUUCAGGCUGAGAUUUUAGCGCAACGUAUGAAUAAAAUUGUGUCUAAUAACCAUGAUUCUUCUGAGCUGGAGCAACUAUUCCACGAGUUGUUGAAGAUAUCGUUGUGGGGAAAUAAAUGUGAUCUUUCACUCUCUGGUGGCACAGAAAUCAGCCUCCAAGACGAUCCUCUAAAUCAAGUAUCGCAAUUUGACUCAUUCAUCCUAGCAGAUGAUACUAAGUGCGUUCUUAAGCAUGUAGCUAACACUCCUAAAGGAACUAUAGAUUUUGUGUUGGACAACGCAGGCUACGAGGUCUUCACUGACCUGUGCUUGGCUGAGUUUCUUGUUACCAAAUACGACGAGAGAAAUGUGUUGUUCAGGACUAAAGCUUUUCCCUGGUACGUGUCUGACGUAAUCGCCAAGGAUAUUCAUUAUAUAUUGAACACUCUCAAAGAGAAGAAGGGUGCAUUGGCGGACUGUGCGGAUCGCUGGCAAUCUCUGUUUGACUCAGGUAAAUUCAAGAUAGUCGAAAAUCAGUAUUGGACAACACCGCACGUUUACGCCGAUAUGGAGGAAAUCGAUCCUAAGCUGUACGCCGAACUGAAAGAAUCAAAAUUGAUCAUAUUCAAAGGCGAUCUGAAUUAUCGCAAACUAGUCUCGGACAUAAACUGGCCGCCCACAACUGCAUUCAGCCAAUGCCUGAAGGGCUUUCAUCCGGCCGCGCUGGUCACGCUACGCACUUUGAAGUGCGACACGAUUGGCGGCCUGCCGCCCGGCAAAGCUGAGGAGGCCGCUGCGCGCUCGCAGUCCUGGAUGCUCACUGGAGACUUCGCCGUCAUACAGUUCCACAGCUAACACACCAUUAAGUCCGGCAAUCACGUUUUCUAUUGAAAUAAAGUGGCUCCAAAUGUUGACUCAAAACGUAAAGUCUCAUGUCUGCUGUAGAAUUGAAUCGUAAAUGGCAGAAAUUUGUCCUUGCCUGUUGCGAGAAAUUGAUAUCUCCUGGAAUAAAAACAAAAAUGUAAUUGAUUAAUAUGAACUGUACUCUGAAACUGCAAAGAUCCCUAUUAAUCUUAUUUUUCCCUUAUUGAAUAAACUACGGUAUCCUUUUAAUCGUGCAUUAAAAAUUACAACAGAGGGGAAAGUAAAGUAGUUACUUAAUAAUUGGGUUGAAUUUAAUCAAUCAAAAAAUUUAUAGGAAUGGUA
Messenger RNA from Nilaparvata lugens (brown planthopper), 1914 nucleotides. RefSeq names its product damage-control phosphatase ARMT1. Lineage: Eukaryota; Metazoa; Arthropoda; Insecta; Hemiptera; Delphacidae. The coding region runs from base 256 to 1563 and encodes 435 amino acids. Gene Ontology annotation, cellular component: cytoplasm; nucleus. Gene Ontology annotation, molecular function: phosphatase activity. The transcript has 9 exons. The record is from RefSeq and is a predicted model, not a curated record. Gene Ontology annotation, biological process: DNA damage response.